Messenger RNA from Cyprinus carpio (common carp), 936 nucleotides. Its product is annotated as transmembrane protein 82-like. NCBI's taxonomy places the organism in Eukaryota, Metazoa, Chordata, Actinopteri, Cypriniformes, Cyprinidae. The transcript is spliced from 5 exons. The record is from RefSeq and is a predicted model, not a curated record. The coding region runs from base 1 to 867 and encodes 288 amino acids.
AUGUUGUUUAACCCAUGCUAUCCUGAAACAGACAUUAAACGAAGGAACAGACUAAAUGGUGGACUAAUAGAGAAAAUUCAGUUCUGGAUCCUAACUGUGGUUCUUUCUGUUGUGGGGUCUCGCGUUGCAUCUCUAAUAGUUUUAGAGUUCUCCCUCAGAACCAUUUCAGCACGGAUCACAGGAGGAUCAGACUCAAUAAUGGACCCAUUGUUACUUAUGAUUAUCCAGUGCCAGUUCUCCUUGGGCUGCGCACUAACCUGCAGCCUUAAUUUCCUCCACGAGGGGGCACCGCAAGGCUGGCUAAGCCUCCUCCUUGCAGCUGGACUGAGCUGGUUCUUGGCAAGCAGGUGCAGCAGAGUAUGGCGACAUGUAAAUACAAUGUAUCCAAUACACAGUUCACAACGCUAUUGUGGACUUUGCAUUGGACUAUUAACCACUGGCACGUCUAUAUUAGCCUGGCUAUGCAGUGCCCUAAUUAUAACUUUUAGCGUAUCUGGAAUUGCUGCCAUAUCAAACAUAAACCAACACUUUCUAUCAACCACCGAGGCUCUGAAAUUUUGGACCCCACUCACAAUCUGCUACACUCUGCUGGUUGUGUACAUGAAUGAGGAUCGACAUCAACCGCCCGGCCAACAGAUUCUCAAUACAGUCAUUGUGCGCCUGGGUGGGCUUUUCGUGUUACUGAUUACAGUGGGCAGCUGGUCAGAUGUACUCCAUGUUCUAAUCUGCUUCACUGGUGAAGCUGUGUGCCUGUUACCAUCUCAAGACCUUUUGGAAGCCAUAUAUCAGCAUGUCACCUGUAAAGGCCCAUUAAAAAGCCAUGGAAAACGCGAGGAACAAAGGACAUUGGAAAGGAAACUGGACUAGGCUUGGAUGAAAACAAACUUGACCUAUACAGCCUGUAUAUAUAUAUUAUAUAUAUUUGGAUAAAAGUGU